Molecule: messenger RNA, 2078 nt
Organism: Pisolithus orientalis
Lineage: Eukaryota; Fungi; Basidiomycota; Agaricomycetes; Boletales; Pisolithaceae
Product: acetyl-CoA synthetase-like protein
Exons: 15
Coding region: 80-1987 (635 amino acids)
Biological process (GO): fatty acid metabolic process
Molecular function (GO): medium-chain fatty acid-CoA ligase activity
Source: RefSeq, a predicted model, not a curated record
CGUCAGGCAGCCGAACACGACGUAUCGAUAGAUUGUACAUAAUACCGCUCUCGAGCAGCACCUGGCGAACGACGUGACCAUGGUCCUUCUCCUAAGAACCAGGAUCCGCUUACACUUAACCGGGAGUACAACUGGAAAGUGGAGGGCGCGACGGCUGAUCACGCUUUCUUCUGUCGAAGGCCCGUCGCAACCCCCAUUGGAGCGCAGGACUCUCCCAGUUUAUUUUCGGGACGAGAUAUUUGGCAAGCAUGCGGAACGACGGGCACUGAUCUCCCGUCAAGAGCGUCCGAGAACUCAUGGAGGGCCACCGUCUCCAAACACGGGUGUUCACAGUCAUCUUUCAUGGGAUUUUCAGGAAUUCUACCGACACAUCAAUGCGACAGCGAGAGGUCUCAUUUCUCUCGGUGUGAAGAAAGGUGAUCGUGUCGGCGUCAUCAUGGGCAACAACAGUGCAUAUGCUCUGCUGCAGUGGGCAUGUGCUAGCGUCGGUGCCAUCUUAGUCACUCUCAACCCCGCAUACCGUCUACCCGAACUCGUCAAAGCCCUGAACGUCGUUGGGCUGUCUCACUUAUUUAUUGUACCACGCGUUCGAGCGUCACAAUAUUUACGUGGACUGUCCGCCGCAUUUCCAGAUUUACGACACUCGGCCCCAGGUAAUAUUCAGGUGGCCGACUUGCCUUCUUUGCGGAACCUCGUCGUGGUAGACGAUGUGCCUGAUCACAGGGAAUACCUCGAGGAGAUUGGUGACACGAAAUGUGCGAUAGAUUUUCGCGAGAUGUUAGUAUGGCGUGAAGACGGUACCGAGCAACGACGAGUGAAAGAACUUGUCGACUCACAUCAUCCUGACGAAGUGAUCAAUCUACAGUUCACGAGUGGAACGACUGGCAAGCCAAAGGCUGUGUCGUUAACUCACCUGAACCUCUUAAAUAACGGUCUCUCGAACGGCCGAUGCAUGCGCCUCACUGCAGAUGAUAUUCUAUGUAAUGUCCCGCCGUUGUUUCACUGCUUUGGCCUGGUGCUAGGUAACCUGGCUGCAUGGUCUCACGGAGCCUGCAUUGUAUACCCUUCUCCCGUUUUUCAUCCCGAGGCGAUUGUUGAUGCAGUCGUACAAGAACGCUGCACGGCCUUGCACGGCGUACCCACACAUUUUCUCGGUGUAUUGUCGGAAGUACAGACACGGCAACAGACAGGAGAAAAGUUGGAUUUGAGCUGCUUGAGGACUGGCAUUGCUGCUGGUUCACCGGUACCCAUUGACUUGAUGCACCAACUCAUCAAUAAACUGAAUAUGGUUGAUAUCACAAACGCGUAUGGAAUGACUGAGACGAGUCCCGUAUCUUUCCAAACUACACCAGCGGAUCCGGUCAUCAAGCGUGUUGAGACCGUAGGUAAAGUGCAACAUCACGUGAAAGCGAAAGUCGUCAACCGAGAAGGGGAGACUGUUCCCGUUGGGACACCUGGCGAAAUUUGUGUCACGGGUUACUUGCUUCAGAAGGGGUACUGGGAAGAUGAGGAGCAGACGAAGAAGGUGAUGCGUGCAGACCCGAAGGAUCCUUCUACAAUAUGGAUGCAUACUGGUGACGAAGGGAUUAUGGAUGAAGACGGUUAUUUGAAGGUUGUUGGGAGAGUGAAGGACCUUAUCAUUCGUGGUGGAGAGAACUUGUUUCCAGUCCAAAUUGAAAAUGUGCUUGUAGCCCAUCCAUUCAUACGCGAGGCCGCCGCCGUCUCUGUCCCGGACGCCGUAUACGGGGAAGUUGUCGGUGUAUGGAUUGUCCUCGAGCCCGACGCGACAAUGACCAGAGAAGAAGUACGAAAACUUGUGUCAGACGGAAUGAACCCACAGAAUACCCCCGAGUGGGUGUGGUUCAUUGGCGAACCCGGUAUCGCGAAGGAAUUUCCAAAGACAGGCAGUGGAAAAGUGAUGAAGCAUGUCUUGCGUGAGUGGAGCAAGGAGCUCGCUCUGAACAAUGUCGGAAAGGUAGCCAAGUAGUAGCUAUGCGUACAUCAUAAUCAACUCACAAUACACCUGUUUGUUAGUAUAGUCAUGCUAUAAUGUAGCCGUGCGAAUUACUAUAUAUGGC